Monopterus albus (swamp eel) is the source of this 4935-nucleotide messenger RNA. RefSeq names its product CDC42 small effector 1 (gene cdc42se1). The coding region runs from base 535 to 855 and encodes 106 amino acids. Gene Ontology annotation, molecular function: small GTPase binding. Gene Ontology annotation, biological process: regulation of Rho protein signal transduction. The transcript is spliced from 5 exons. NCBI's taxonomy places the organism in Eukaryota, Metazoa, Chordata, Actinopteri, Synbranchiformes, Synbranchidae. The record is from RefSeq and is a predicted model, not a curated record. Gene Ontology annotation, cellular component: plasma membrane.
CGCUCGGUGCUGUUUCUCUCUCUCUCUGUGACGACCGACUGACACUGACAUUUUUACAACCUGAGGACAUUUAUAAGAAUGUGAGGACUUUCUGGGACAAGCAGGACACUUUGGAACAACUUUAGAAAGCAACCAGCUUUUUAAAACAUUUGUGGACAGAUGGGUCAGUGACAGGAGAUUAAGACUUUUUUUGGAAAGUAACAAAACCAACCAGCAGUGCUGAAGUUGUCGGCAUUUGGAUGUAAAAACACUAAUUUCAGAUUUUAAAAAAAUUAUUUUUCAUCUGGCUGCAGAAACUUCCUUGGAUUUUGGAUUUGUUUCAUUCUGGGGUGAAGUGACUGUUUUUUUUCUCUGGUUUUACGCCUGAGGAUCCAGGUAGUUCACUUUUCGACCCACUCCUCUCAGUACUCGCUGACAUUCAGUCUGCCCGGCCUGAUCCCUCGUGGAGCCAUUCGUCGGACAGUAUUCAGUCUGAGCUGGGGUAUUUUGGGUCUUGGUCCUGUGUGUCAGUGCUGGUUCUGUUGUUUUGCCUGAAUGCCCCAGGAUUACCCACAGGCUGCAGUUCCUCAUUUGGCCUGCAGGGCAGCAGAGAGCAGUGGCCAGCAGCUGGACAGGCGGCGAGUUGGCAUGAGUGACUUCUGGCACAAGAUGGGCUGCUGCGUGGUGGCCAAGCCCCCGCCGAAGAAGAGGAGGAGGAGGAUCGAUCGCAGUAUGAUCGGAGAGCCGACAAACUUUGUCCACCUCACGCACAUUGGAUCUGGAGAGAUGGCUGAGGGACUGCAGCCGUCGGGCUCAGUCCAGGAGCAGAUGAAGUCUAAAGCCCUGAGUGUGAACGGCAGGAACAGCCUGUUAUAGCUGGGCCCAGACCAGCUGACAGACUCUGAGCCCCCGACCAGUAUCCCACCACCAGCCAGCAGCUUCCACUCCCCUCAUGGCCUGCUGAAGUGUCUUUGAGCAAAGCACUGCCCCUCUUCCAGCUGCAGUGGGCGCCAUCCUGACCUAAACAACUGCCCGACAAACACAAAGCCCCCUGGAGGAUUGUUACUUAUUUAAACGGUGAAAGGAAGUGACAGGAGAAAUUAAAGAUGUUUUUACUCACCAAGACUGAAGCUUCGUCUCCACCGUUAAAAAGCAUCCAAGAACAAGUGAAGAAGGUGAUUCUUGUUAAGCUGAGGGAGGUUCUUCAAAAUCUUUUUCUCUGGUUCAAUAAACCACCAGCUCUGCAUUGACCCUUAAAACAAAGACAGAGGAAAGAACUACAUCUCCCAGCAUGCCUUUGAAACCUUCCUCUGCUUCUGGACUUCACUAGUUCAACUGCCAACAUCAUGGAAGAUGUUUAUCAUUGAAUUUAAGAUGAAUAUAAACAGUUUAGAUCACAGGGAAAAGUGUCGACGUUCUCAUGUUCAUGUGAAGACGUGAAGAGGCGUCACUGUCAGUAUUAAACUAAAGUGAUAGAUCACUGGACUCCAUUUCACACCAUCUGCUUCUGUUCAGGAUUUCUGCUGAAUGACACAAAGUCUGUAAUUAAGAAAAAAAAACUGCCUCCAAAGUGUUGUUAAAAAAGACAUUUCCCAGUUUGUUGGACAAAUAAUUUUUAUUAAAAGUUAUUUUUUAGAGACAUUAGGCUCCAAUGUUACUACAUUCCCCACAAUGCUUCAUUUCAACCUCAUGUUGGUGGAAAGCUGCUCUGCAGUGUUUACUCAGUGGACUUCAUUUCUCAAGAUGCUUCACUGCUCUACUCUUGAUUUCAGCUUCUAAAGGAUUUUUUCACUUUUGUUUUGUUUCCCGGGCCCCAGACUGUUUUCAUUGGUCUCAUGGUUUCAGUGAUGACAUCACUGGACUUCAACUCCCACAAUGCUCUGCUCAGCCCUAGCGCUGGUGCUGAAUGACUAAAGACUCUCAGUUUAGGAGAUGGGAAAGUCCCACAAACCUCUGCUACACUGAACCAGGUGUGUGUGUGUCAUGGGUUUAGUGACCCACCUCGCUGAACUCAGAGAGAGAAAAGGACACAGUUUAAAACCUCCAUUAGAUAACAAGUCGGGUUUACACAUAAGUUCUGUGCUUGUUCCUCCUCUGAUCAUGUGACCACUUAGACUGAGGACUGGGAUACCAAAUGGAUGUUCAGUCUGAUGUUCGGGGUCCCUAAGACGGAAGCAUUUUCAUUUUGGGUUCCACAUUCAGACAUCGUCAGAACUUUAAAACAUUUCAUGCUGCGUCUGGUGGGAAAAUCAAGUAUUGAGUGUUUUACUGCGUUUGUUUUAGUAUUUUAACAAAUUUAAACAGACUGGUUUCAGUGAUUUCUCCUGAUGUCACUACUCCUGUUGUUUUUUUCUAUCUUCCUGAUUGACUGAAGUGGGGAUGCACACUAGUGAAGCCAGCAGGCAGAUUUCUGCUGGGCCUCGCCUUCGGGACAGGGUUCGUGUUCAGGUUGAUGUUGAAGUUGAUUUGUGGAUAGAGUUGAUUUGUAAGACUCAGAUUAAAUGUUUAAUAUAUUCUUGAUAAAAACGAAUUAAGAAAUACAGCAACAAUAGCUUUAUGAGCUACCAACAGACAUGUUGUGAGGUCUGAGGUUCCUCCAGACCUGAGUGGGCGUUCUCUAGCUGCCGUCUGGGCACAAAGUAUUUAAAACAAGUCACAUAGUUUUAUGUUUUACAGAUUUUAUGUAACUUUUGUCCCUGUGACAUUGUGCUCUGAGUGUUUCAGUCUUCAUGUAUCAGAUUCUGGUGGACAUGCUACAGUUUCAUUCAUCUAAAAUGCAUUUGCCUGAAAGAGUCACAGUUUUAGAUAAUUAGUCCAAAAAUAUCAAAAUCAGCCUCAAAUAAAAGCCAAACAUGUAAAGUUCUCAUUUAAAAACUCACUUCGAUGCCAUUGAACUGGUCAGAAGAGCUGCUGGAUGCCAGCGGCAGCUUUGGCUCUGCACCAGACCUCUGCUGAAGAAACUCCACAUCUCACCCAGACCGGACUCUUCAUCAGGGUUGGGGUUAGAGGCUACAGCAGUUUGUGCCUCUGGAUGUUUGUCUCAGUGAGAAAUAUGAUACAGUCGGGUGAAACGGAUCGAUCAGGCUGAUCUGUUGCUUUUUAUCAGCACAGUUCAUCACUGUAAAUGUGAUGCCAAAAGUUGCUCCAUGUGUUAAAUGAGAAUAAAUCAAAUCUUAAACCAAAACCUGGAAUCAAGCCAAACACGAAAGAAGAAGAAGAAGAAGGGCUAAUGUGGUGAUGUUUGCAAACACUCGGGCUGAGCUGUGUGUGCACGUGGGGGAAAUCUCUCCAAGGCCGUUUCCCCACACAGCUGUUGUCUGUAUCACCGUGCGCCGUCGCCAUGGAAACCGCUGAGUCACGGUGUUCCCCUCACCGCAGUGACUGGCCACUUCCUCCCUGUGAGGCCAAAAUGUCUCUGAGGACAGCAGCGUGGUGCGUUCACUGGACUCCUCAGAGCGUGGGAGCUCUGACACUUCUCCCUCACCUCCUCUUUCUAAAACAUUCAAUCCUCCUCGGUCAACAAACCUCAUGUGCCAGAGCUUAUUACUCUGACUGGGAGCUGCCUGACCUUUAAUUAGCACCCGACUGGACUGCUGAGUUCACCUCAUGUGACUCCCAGUCAAAGAGCUGAAUCAGCUGCUAGUGUAAACAACAAUGACAGGUGAUAAACACCUUGUGACAGAACCGAGUCAGUGUUUUACAUCAGUGUGUUAGAUCGACACACGGCUCCUCUGACCUGAGGCAGGUUUUAGUGGAGUCAGCUGGUCUGUUUGGAUCGCUUAUGUACACAGCUCCAGUAUAAACGGUAAACUAAGGGAAGAGUAAUUUGUUAAAGGCUAAACUCAAAAGUCUAAGUUUACAAUCAUGAAGACACACAGGUUUAUAACCAGUGCAACAGAAAUGUGCCUUUUCAAAGCAGCAGAAUCACAGGUGAAACAAACGAGCUCAGUUCCCUUGGGUGUCCCUGUAAACACACUGUACCUGGGCUGGAACGCAGCUGUUGUUAGUGUGCUACUCACAGCUGUGACAUGCCAACACAUCUGCUGUGUAAACAGUCAGCCGCCGCUUGGCUGUGAUGGUCGCCUGCAGGUCUGGGUCAUGUGCAGCACCGUCACACACAUCAAACCCAGAUGAUACUUUAAAUCAGCCAGAGGUGUGAGGGUUGGAUGUUUUCAGAAGCCACGGGUUCUGUGGCACAGUCGCUUUCUCCAAAUUCCAGAGUCUGACUCCCGUUUAUCACAGCCAUGGCUCCUCUCUGCCUCUCCCUCCUCACCCCCUCCACCUGGGGCUUCCCUCCUGCCAGCUAACAGUCCAACAACACUGGAAAACACUUUGCCCUCAAUCUCGCCUUCAGGCACAAACAACACCAGACCUGAAUCUGAAGCUGUGUUGGCCCUGACAAAGUCAUGUUUUCUUAUCAUCAAAUUAUUUUUAUGCUUUUUUUGUUAAAGAUUCUGACUUUUCAGAGUUUGUUUAUUAUUAGUAUUGUAUGAAUGCUUCUGUAAGAGCUUUGAUCACUAAAUGUUUCUGACUUUUGGCACCGUGAACUUUGCAACUGUCCAAACCUGCACGAGUUAAUGAAAGAGGUUGACUGAGAGCUUGUAGUUUUUACUUUCUUUUGCUCUUACAGCAGCUGUUUACAUGAUCACUAACAACCUACUGAGGGUUAAAUAAACUAUAAUCUGAUGUGAACCGAUCGGCAUCCUCCACGACUGACAUUUGUUGAGCCGCAGUUCCUCUGAUGUCCACUGAUGUCAGUAGGUUCGGCACACAGUCGAUAAUUUAACUAGUUUUGGUUUCACAUAUCACUUGCGGAGGGGGCUGUGGCUUUUGGUUCCGAGACCUGUGAGAAUGAAAAUAACCAGCAUAAACAAGGUGACACGAGAUAACUAGAACAGAAGUCACCAUGUUUUAUGAGCAAGACAAGAUAAAGUCGAAAGCAAACAAGAUAAUUUG